Cutaneotrichosporon cavernicola is the source of this 2790-nucleotide messenger RNA. RefSeq lists its product as uncharacterized. The transcript has 3 exons. Gene Ontology annotation, cellular component: cytosol. Gene Ontology annotation, molecular function: protein serine/threonine kinase activity; ATP binding. The coding region runs from base 1 to 2790 and encodes 929 amino acids. Gene Ontology annotation, biological process: protein phosphorylation; intracellular signal transduction. The record is from RefSeq and is a predicted model, not a curated record. Lineage: Eukaryota; Fungi; Basidiomycota; Tremellomycetes; Trichosporonales; Trichosporonaceae.
AUGCUCUCAUCCACACCGGCUAUUCCUCUGCAGAGCAUUGACCUCGACCAGAAUGGGCGGCGGCUUAGCUUACGUACGGCUGGCGGCCUCGAACUGUUCACCAACCGCGACGCACUCCCGUCCCCGGAACACCUAACUCCCAUCGACGGCAACACACCGGAUGCGUCGGGCGCUGCGACUCCCAUGUCGGACAACGGCGGCGGGAACAGCCGAAAGGCCUCGCACCUCAACGUGAAAGACUAUCCAGGCGGCGAAGGUCUGCACAAAUCUGACUCGCGCGGCGGACUCUGGCACGACCAGUACGAGAGGAACCCCCCUGCACCUCAGCCACCGCUGUGCGACUCUGAGCAGCCCUCGAGGGCUCCGUCAACCAUUGGCCUGCCGAUCACAGCUGCCGCGACGGCAGUCCGCACAGCCACCGGCACCGGCCCGAUAGCCUCUACGGGGAGGGAGUCCAAUGCCGCUGGUGGGGUUCCAUCGCAGCAACACCGUAAUUACGCAACUAGCGGUGCAUCGAGUCCCUCGUCCCCCACGACCCGUGACGUGCCGCGUCAGGCCAAGAACCAUACUGGUCCGCUGCACGACCUUCGUCGGUUCCUCAACCACCACAUUGGUAACCCCGACAAGGAACGCGCGCACCUCGGUGGUGCGCACACAACAGGGGAGCAGUCGCCUGGAUCUGCAACUCCCAUUUCUCCGUCGGGCGCGGCCACUCCUGGCGCCCAGCUCCGCGGCAGUAACUUCUUCACAUCUGGCGGAAGCGGUUCGACUACCCCUGCCCCAAGCGAGGGCACCCCUGAGAACCGCAAGCCCACUGGUGACAAGGCGGACAAGGAUUCCUACGGCCACCACUCGUCACACCUGGUCGGCUUCAUGCGUCACCACAACCGCGACAAGGAUGGUGAGAAGUCGUACUCGUCGCUGGCCUCGUUCUUCGGACAAUCGGACAAGAAGAAGCAGAAGAAGGAGCGGGAGCGCGCCGAGAAGGAGCGGGAAGCGUCGUCGCGCCCUUCGUCAAGGGCGCCGAGCCGCACCUCGACUCUCUUAAUGCUGGACAAGCCCCACUUGCACGACGACCACCACCUUCCGUCUGGGGCUCACACGCCAUCAAGGGUCCCAGGCCACGCCACGCCCAAGAACCUUAACGACUAUCCUGGCGUACCCGACCCCGUCAUCGCCCUCACGCACCCAUCUUCUAUUGAGGCCACACACGCUCACCUCACCAAGAUGUACGGCAAGUGGGGCCGCGUCCUCGGUUCGGGCGCAGGCGGCACGGUUCGCCUCAUCAAGUCGGACUCGCGCAAAGGCGGCACGACCUACGCUGUCAAGGAGUUCAGGCCACGGAGGCAGGGUGAAGCUGAGAAGGAGUAUCUGCGCAAGGUCACUGCCGAGUUCUGCGUCGGCGUCACGCUCCACCACAUCAACGUCAUCGAGACGGUCGACAUUGUCUGUGACCAUGGUCGUUACUACGAGAUCAUGGAGUACGCACCAUACGAUCUGUUCUCUGUCGUCAUGUCGGGCAAGAUGAACCGGCCCGAGAUCUACUGUGUAUUCCGCCAGAUCAUCGACGGCGUCAACUACCUCCACAGUAUGGGUCUCGCGCACCGUGACCUCAAGCUCGACAACUGUGUCAUGACCAGUGGCAACAUUGUCAAGCUUAUCGACUUUGGCACAGCAACCGUCUUCCAUUACCCCGGGAAGCACCAGAUUCCCGCCACUGGCGUUGUCGGUUCGGACCCGUACCUUGCGCCUGAGGUUCUCACAAAGGAGACAUACGACCCACGCCUUACCGACGUGUGGUCGGUUGCCAUCAUAUUCAUGUGCAUGAUCCUGCGCCGCUUCCCAUGGAAGAUUCCCGACUACAAGACGGACAUGAGCUUCAAGCUCUACGUCAACACCCACCCGGAUCUCUGCAAGAAGCCGGUGGUCAAGACACCCGCUCCCUCUGUGGUUAACGGUCUGGACGGCCCGCACCAGCGUGGAACUGGUCACGAGACGCUCAAGGCGGACGGCUCGUCGACCCUCCCCUUUGUUGACCGGACGACUACCGCAAGUACGGUUGUCCCUGGCCGCAGCGGCACGCAGGAGACGGCGGGUUCCGACUCGAGCGGCGAUGCGCAGACGCCGCGCGUUGACCGCCUACACAUCACUGAAAGUCCCGUGCAGGACGCCUCGGACAAGUACUUCCCACGCCGGCACGACUCGACUGCCUCAUUGCCUGCUAUCGCGGCAGGGCCGUUCGGCCGCCAGAUGCCUGCUAGGCAGCAGACGCUUCCCCAACAGGCUGUGUUUCCGGAUGACGCGUUGGAGGCGAAGACAAAGGCACGCGUGGGUGGUGGACGCGACCGCUCCGUGACGCUGGGUGCGCCCAGCGCGCCAAAAGAGGUGCGGCAGGAGCAGCAGAGGAGACGCGAGCGCGCCGCGAGCAUCAGCUCGACGAGAACGUACACUACGGGCGGUGCCGAGAGCAUCUUCCGCCUACUCCCACGCGAGAGUCGCUCGGCCAUCAUGCGGAUGCUCGCUGUAGAGCCUUCGAUCCGCUGCACGCUCGGAGACCUAAUGUUUGGCGAGGGUCAGGACGACCAGAUGUGCCCUUGUGGCCGCGCCGAGUGUGGCGGCAGCCUGUCGCGGCCGCCAGCAGAGCUGACGGGCGUGGACGAGGACGACGACGAGGGUGACCACUGGAUCCAGAGCAUCGAGUGCUGCUCUCACCACCCUGGCAAGCCCGUCAACCACCAGCACAUCAAGGUCGUGCAGGAGGAGAAGCCGAAGAAGAAGCUCUUCCAUUAG